AUGGCUGAUGAUCAGAACAUGUCUGAUGUGCCGCUGAAAAGUGCACUGCCACGGAAGAGUGCAUUCUCAGCCCCAACUUUGUCAUACACGAAACAGCUCGAGGCCAGGGUAGCCCAGCUGGAAGAUGCUCUUUCCAAAGCUCGAGGCGAGCCCACAGACACAGACGUGCCUAAGGCGAGCUCUCCACUUUCGUUGGCAGAAUCUAGCUCGAGUGCUGGCCACAAGGUCAGAUCCGCUGGUGACGACUCGCGAGAAAUGGCGCGAGACUUUGAAGGCCUGAGUAUCGAAACCGAUGGAAGAAUAUCUUUUCAUGGACCGACCAGUCUGUUUCAAUUACCAAGUGGUCUACUGAGCGAGACGAAACCGACUGCUCUCGUGGUGCACGAGCUCCAAGCUCGCAAGGAGCGACUGGUUCAUAGUGCUUGGCGAGAACGAGCAUUCGAGCAAAUGGCUUCGAUUCCGGUACGAGAGAAUAAUGGAAACCGUGUGUUUGGGGUCCAAGUUGAAAUGCUAACAGAGACCGGAAUGCUCGAUCAGGAGCCUUUUCAAUACCUAUUAGACUCCCAUUGGUGUUGGAUUCAGCCUUUGUUCAACUUUAUCUAUCGGCCGGCCUUCACACGUGACAUGAAGAUACAAGGUCCAUAUUAUUCCGAUGCCUUGAUGAACGCCAUCCUCUCCCAUUCCGUGCGAUGGUGCAAGGCGGAGCCCCAGAUUGGUCCGCUUCUCGAUUCCUACGAAGGGGGUGCUCUAUUCUCUCGGCGGGCUGUCUCUGGGCUGUUUGAGAUUGUUCAGAGCGGACAAGCCAGUGUUCCUACUGUUCAGACACUACUGCUGCUUAGUGCGCAAGAAUGUGGGAAAGGUAACAGGACGCAAGCUUGGCUCUACAGCGGCAUGGCGUUUCGGAUGCUGGAGGAUCUCGGAAUCUCUAUUGACAGUCGCAAAUAUCUCGUGAAAGUUCUGACAGUGAAUCCAGUGGAUGAUACAUCGGAGGUCGAGAGCUGGGCCCCUCAUGGCGUCACUUUUCCAGAUGGGGCCCAUUACCCACCGACGCAAGCGCACUCGACUUCGUGCUUUAUCCAGAUGUGUGGUCUCGCAGAGGUCUUGAAUCAGAUUCUUAUUCACAUCUAUGAUCCCAUGCGUCAAAGUACCGAAGCUGAGUUCUUCGAUUGUGUUGGGGAACAAGCAAAGAACCUCAGCGACUGGUGGGAUGAACUACCUACUUAUUUGAAACUUGUGGCAGCGGACUUGCCUCCGUAUUCUCCGCCGAGCCAUAUAAUGACACUCAACCAUCUCGUACAGUGUCUGGCCUCGGCUACUUCGAUCCUCUCGCUGUUCGACCUCUAUCGCCGCACUUUUGGCGACAAUCACGUCGUCCUUUCGCUUGCAUACAGCAUUUACACCGCCGCUUCCAUCUUCUUGUUGGAAAUUCAAGCGCUCAAGUAUGCUGCACCAGGCACCCUAGAUAAGCUCAAAUUCUGCAUUGCUACGCUGGAGCGCAUCAAGAUUUCUAAUCCUGUCAUCACCACUGCCCUCGGACUCAUUUACCAAGAAGCGCGAAAGCUCCAGAUCGAUAUGCACCUUGUGCUUCCUCAUCGGCAUACUCACUCUGACUCGCAACAUCCUUCCAGUAGCGGCUCGGUGCACACACACUCGCAAUCAUACUCCCAACCUCAGUCAUCACAUCCAAGCCACCGCUCCCGUUCUACUCCUACCAGCAGCAACCAUUCUCGUCAUGUCUCUCCUGCUUUACAGCAGCAGCAACCACAACACCAACACCACCGCCACCAGCAGCAACAGCAGCAGCAACAACACCAAACUCAUCAUCAACAGCAUCAGCGACCACAAAGCCGUACCGCCAUGACCUCCCAUUCUGUCAGCUCCGACCCCACAGCAAACGCAUCCAUGAUUCCCGAAUAUCACACAUUCAGCUCACCAGGUGGAGCUUUCGGUCAGUCUCACAUUGGUGAAAUGCCUCAGAUGGUGCCAACACACCUUUUGGGUGGCAUGCCAAAUGCUCUCAUGACGGUGGAUAAUCAGAGUGGCUACGAAAUCACACCUGAGGUGUUUGAGGCAUUCUCGUAUGCACAACCAAUGUCAACGACGAUGGCCACUCCGUUCCAAGGCGAAUGGACGGGCCCACCACAUUGA
Penicillium diatomitis is the source of this 2148-nucleotide messenger RNA. RefSeq names its product putative C6 transcription factor. The coding region runs from base 1 to 2148 and encodes 715 amino acids. Gene Ontology annotation, biological process: DNA-templated transcription. Gene Ontology annotation, molecular function: DNA binding; zinc ion binding. The transcript has 5 exons. The record is from RefSeq and is a predicted model, not a curated record. Lineage: Eukaryota; Fungi; Ascomycota; Eurotiomycetes; Eurotiales; Aspergillaceae.